CGGACCUGCAGCCGCUGGGAAUAAUUGUUUGCGAGCUGCGAGUGACCUUUAAACAUUUUGAGGAACACAAUCGAGUGACUGGCACGAUUCUGCAAGGAACACCGAUUCACUCUGUCUGAUGGAAUGGCUGGAAUUCCCUCUCUGUCUGACUGAUAAGAUUAGAGUCUGAGGGCAGAUCGGGCACUGCUGGAAUGCUCGAGUCUCACUAGAGAACAUUUAUCACAAUGCACACUAUCUGUCUAAGGCACAGAGGCAAUUUGGGGGUCAUGAGAGAAGAGUCCAGCUGUGGUCACAACAACAGUCUGAUGGGAGAAGCAGAAUGUCAUCGUUUAUCGCCGGGUUCGUCUGUGGGCAGUCACGACCCCCGUUCGGCAGACUGCAGCUCGCUGUCGGGCGCUGAAUAUUCUGAGGACGGCCGUCCGGUCAGCACAGUGUCCACGGUUUCCUCCAGCUCUUCUGUCGAGGGCAACAGCAUCCCGUGCCGGAGCUCGCCGACAGCGCCGUCGCCAAGCACACAAGCGGGUAUCAACCUGGAGCUCAGCCCACCAGAGGGUCCUUUAGAUCCUCCAGAACUGCUCGGGUUUGAUUGGCCCGUAAUUACAGUACCAAAACACUGCGAGGACGCCCCGUCACCAUUUGCCAUGGUCACCAUGGCGCCUAACCCUCAGCUUACCUAUGUGGACCGUGUCGUCAUGGAGAUUAUAGAGACGGAGCGGAUGUACGUCAGGGAUUUAAGCAGCAUCGUAGAGGACUAUCUCGUACACAUCAUUGACAGCAGGGAUCUACCAAUCAAACCAGAGCAAGUUUGUUCCCUGUUUGGAAAUAUUGAACAUAUUUAUGAGUUCAACAGUGAACUAUUGCAGUCUUUAGACAUGUGUGUCAAUGAUCCUGUGUCCGUUGCACGCUGCUUUGUGGACAAGAGUGACUAUUUUGACAUCUACACGCAGUACUGUACAAACUACCCUAAUUCAGUGGCGGUGCUGACAGACUGUUUGAGGAACAAAACUUUGGCAAAGUUCUUCAGGGAUCGUCAGGCGUCACUCAAGUGCUCUCUUCCGUUGGGUUCAUACCUACUCAAACCUGUUCAGAGGAUUCUUAAAUAUCACCUGCUUCUUCAGGAAAUUGCCAAACACUUUGACCCUGAGCAGGAGGGCUAUGAUGUGUUGAUAGAGGCCAUAGACACCAUGACAGGAGUCGCCUGGUACAUCAAUGACAUGAAGAGAAAACACGAACAUGCAGUGAGACUACAGGAGAUUCAGUCUCUGCUUCUGAACUGGAAGGGUCCAGAUUUGACCACAUUUGGUGAACUGGUUUUGGAGGGAACGUUCCACGUCCAUCGUGCCAAGAAUGAAAGAACACUCUUCCUGUUUGAUAAGAUGCUGCUCAUCACCAAAAAAAGAGGAGAACAUUACGUCUACAAGACUGAAAUCUCGUGUUCUGCACUAAUGCUGAUAGAAAGUGCCAAAGACUCGCUUCGAUUCAGUGUGACUCAUUACAAACACCCGAAACAACCGCACACAGUUCAGGCCAGAACUUUGGAGGAGAAGAAACUCUGGGCUCAUCACAUAAAGAGACUCAUUCUGGAGAAUCAUCACGCUGUUAUACCACAGAAAGCCAGAGAUGCGAUCUUGGACAUGGACUCUACGUGCCCAGUAAAGUACCGCUACAGUCCAGACCGGCUGAAGAAAGUCACGUCCUGUCGCAGUGACGAUUUCUCUGGAAGCGCCCUGACGGAGCGGAGACGAUCUGAACCAGCGAAGUGGAUCACACAAACCACUAAAGGCACUCUAAAGUUCAGUCGUACCCUUUCAGGUCCAGUUUUGCACAUUCAUUCUCACCACACAACUUCCUGUGAUUUAACGCUCCAGCACGCAGACAGCGAAGGCACUCUCUUAGUGGACAAAGAGCGACGUUCCAUGCCGUCUACCUCCAACAUCUCCGCCCUGAGUGCAAAUCCUGGUGACCUAAAGGCCGUCAUACCAGGAGAGGUGCAGAACGGACUAGAAGAUCUUGAAUCUAGCACGAGCUCGCUGGAUGACCUCAUGCAAAAGAGACUUCAUGAAGAUGAGGAACAGAGAGUGAAGAAUACGGAGGACCGAAAGGAAGGAUAUAAAACAGAAGAGGAAGUUCUGAUGGGGCUUGAUCAGGUAGCUGACUUUGCGAGUUCAGUGUUGGCCGCCAUCACCUGCUGGCAGUAUAGAGCCAGAGCUUUGCUUUCUGAUCAGAUCACAACGAGCUCUGCUGGGGUAAACAGUUCACAGAGUGUCUCUGCUCCAGGAUUGGACCAAUCAUCUAAUUAUCUAGAGAAAUGUGGGACAAUAACUUCUAGAUGCCACACAGAACCAGAGAUAGUGGACCUCCAUAAUGGAGGAAGAGAAAAUGAAGAGAAUAUUGAGGACAGUGUGUGUUUCUCAGCCCAUAUUGGACUAGAACUACAAGUAAGAGAAGAGGAAGAGAAGACUCCAUCCAUCAAGGACCUCCUAGAAGAUACAGUAGACAUGGAGGUAGACAAGAAAGUUCCAUUACCUGGUGGCCUCUUGUCUUCAUCCGAGCUGGACAAUGCAUGUGAAAUCUCAGAUCACUUUACUUGUAGCCUCUCACGAAAGAGCAGUCUAGGAGCAGAUAGGUCAUUUGACUUUGGCUGCCCAUCUUCUCGGUCUGAAAGUAGAAGGAGCAGUUUUCUCAGCUGUAGCACAGAGCCACAUGAGAAUGACAAAGCCCAAGAUCUUAGGUCAUCUCCAGACCCAUCAACAGAGACCGUUCCUGACAGCCCGUUCAAACAAGAUAAAAGACCUCAAAGGAAGCCAGAUACCCUCUCCAAAAAAGACAGAAUGCUCAUCCAUAAGAUUAGACUGUAUUACGAACACGCAGAGCACCAGGACGCCAGCUUUGCCGUUAAUCGCAGAGAAAGCCUCUCGUACAUUCCUGCAGGCCUAGUCCGCAAUCUGAGUCAACAGCUCAAUGACCUUACGCCAGAUGAAGAUGUGGUUUUACAAAGGAGGGCAUCUGUGAUCACACGGCCAACUUCAUGGGAUGUUUUUAAUUUGCCAGGCUUGGACAUUGAAACAAAGUCCAAAGUCAGCAGCUCCAAGUUUCAAGCUGAGAAAGGAGAUGAAGUGCUUCAUAAACGUGAGGAAUUCCAGCCCACAACUAAUAUGGUUAAGGUGUGGCAAGACCUGGAGGUGGAGAUAAUUGGGGCUUCAGAAGAACCUCAGAACUCUCUCGAAACCACAGAGAAUACCCAAAUAUCUACACCUGAUCAGGAGAAGAAAGCAGAAACCAGCAAAUCGAGCUCUGAUAGUGGACUCGGAGAACCUCUGCUAAUAUUGGAAGAGUCUGAUGUAAGCUCUACCCCCUCUACUCCUUCCUCAAUCCACAACAACUUAGAAAAUGACAAGAGGCAAAAGUUUGAGACCUUUCCAAACCAGGAUCACAAGUUCCAAGAGCGCCACAAAGUCAACCAUGCUCCUCUACCCAAAAUAAUCUCUUUGAGGUCUGCCAUUGAAGAAGACCUCAUCCUGCAAGAAAUGGACAAGAUGAAAAAUAAAGUGUUCCAGUUGGCCAGACAGUACAGUCAGCGUAUCAAAAACAACAGACCUGUAGUAAGACAAAGGCCCAAAGUCUCAGAAAGCCAUUUCACACCCAAGAACUUUUCCUCUGUUAUGGAGGAAAUACCUCAUGGAAAAGACAAAGGAAUCCCUAACAGGAUACUUUCGCUGGCCUUGAAUGAACAGGACAUUGUGCAGGACUCUAAGACUUCUAGUACAUCUUCCAGGAUAUGCUCUCCUGGAAGUCCUCAGUUGCCGUACUUCUGCAGAGAAAACAUCCUGAGACCUCAAAGCCCAGUACACACUAUGAGCUUCCACUGGCCAGAUGUCAAGGAGUUGCGCUCCAAAUAUAACAACCCAGAGACUGUACUCGCUCCUUCCCGUUCCUUGCCAGUCAACCGUAGCAGCUCUUUUCCAGAGAGGAACAAUGACCAUGGACUGGCGAGGUCCAGAGCUUCAGGUAUCUUGUCAUGUUCAUCCCCCUUUUGCGAAGUCACAGUCCAUAGAACCACAACCACAGAUUCCACAACGUCUUCUUGCAAGACCCUUGUAGAUUAAGGUGUACCUUCACUUUAUAGAGUUAACUCUCUUGAACGAGUUCGGGGGGCACCACACACACAUGCACAACCGAACAGGUGCCAUGACCCUGGUCAAGCUGCCCUUCCCAAUGAUAACAACUUCAUUAUUGUUGAAAGGGUAUGUAGGACCAAGCAAGAAAAGGGUGGUCUUGCAACAGGAAGAGAAGAUGAUGAGAAUCAACUAAGAUCAGAUGUCGUUUUGCAAUCUGAAUUUGCAGUGAUGGACAGCAAAGCGCAUGACUUGAAGUUCAGUGCUUGGGUUGACGAAGGUCUUCGCUGUUUGUUUGAAAAACCAGAGAAUGGACAACACCGUUUGGACAAAACCUGCGUGAGAAAUUUCAGAACCUGAGUUCUUAUGACACACAAUUGAAUAUUUUAUUGCAUUCAUUCAAAGCCUUAAUGGUUCAUGGAUGCCAUUCUGUGCUCUAAAAUAUAUGAUGUUUGGCCACGGUUUUAGAGGAAUACCAUGUGUUUAGUCUUAAGCUGGUGAGUAAGGUUGAACUUAUAAGAGUUCAAUGCACAGUGUCAAAGCAUUCAAAAGCAUUAAUGAUAGAAAAUGAUCCUGUGCAUGUUACAUAGUUACUUGGCACAGAAAACUUGUUCACAUUAUCACCAAAGUAAGAGCACUGCAAUAUGACAUGCAAUCUGUUAGUUAUUGUGCAUAAAGCCGAGAGUUACUAGUGUAUUUUAAUAGGCACUGCCUGUUUGUAUUUGAGCACUGACCAGAGGAAAGAGGGUUAUCUCAUAAAGACGUCAUUCCACUCUAACAAGGAGGAAACUGGACAUAAUAAAUUGAUAAUCAAAUCAAACCUAAUCGAUGAAAAACUAAGGAGGAAGCUUGAUGUCAUUUCCCAUCUGGAAUGUUUCCAGCAGGGUGUGUACCAUUUUAAUGCCAUGAAUGUCUGUGGUCAAAUCGAAAUUCUGCUUUAUAAUCUUUACAUUGAAUUGUGCAGUCUCACAGUCGUAGUUACUGUUGCUGAUUUGUUUCAUGUUUAAAGGUCAAAUAUGAUUCUGCUCUUCUAUUUACAAAAAAGUUUUUGCAAAACACUCGAGGUUUUAAUGAUUUGAGCAACAUAUUAAUGGACAAUCCCAGAAUGUGCCCUUCACUGCGUUUGGGUAAAUAGUCUUUGAUAUUGGGAGAUAUUAUAAGCUAGCUUUGUUUUUUGUUGGGGUUUUUUCUGUUCAUUGGUAUGGGAGUAUCUCCACGUAAGAUGACACUGUAACCUUGUAUAUUUAUCCUUAUUUAUUUUAAACGGUGUAAAUAUUAUGCAUAAUUUGUAAAAACGGCUCACUUAUUUCAUUUCCUAUUUUUCUCUCUGAUUACAUUAAACAAAGCUUAUAACACUAA
Molecule: messenger RNA, 5474 nt
Organism: Myxocyprinus asiaticus (Chinese sucker)
Lineage: Eukaryota; Metazoa; Chordata; Actinopteri; Cypriniformes; Catostomidae
Product: pleckstrin homology domain-containing family G member 3
Exons: 19
Coding region: 225-4106 (1293 amino acids)
Molecular function (GO): guanyl-nucleotide exchange factor activity
Source: RefSeq, a predicted model, not a curated record